Thalassophryne amazonica is the source of this 2389-nucleotide messenger RNA. It is a transcript of the gene slc15a1b, whose product is annotated as solute carrier family 15 member 1b. The record is from RefSeq and is a predicted model, not a curated record. Gene Ontology annotation, cellular component: membrane. Gene Ontology annotation, biological process: transmembrane transport; oligopeptide transport. NCBI's taxonomy places the organism in Eukaryota, Metazoa, Chordata, Actinopteri, Batrachoidiformes, Batrachoididae. The transcript has 23 exons. Bases 16 to 2187 code for a protein of 723 amino acids. Gene Ontology annotation, molecular function: dipeptide transmembrane transporter activity.
ACACACACAUCAGCCAUGGCCGAUGCAGAGAGGAAGAAGAACAACAAGAAAAGUGCAACUGUGUUUGGUUACCCAAUCAGCAUCUUCUUCAUUGUGGUUAACGAGUUCUGCGAGCGUUUCUCCUACUAUGGAAUGCGAACUGUGCUGGUGCUGUACUUCAAGUACUUCCUGCGGUGGGAUGAUGACUUUGCCACCACUAUCUACCAUACCUUUGUGGCUCUGUGCUACUUGACACCAAUCCUGGGCGCCAUUAUAGCCGACUCAUGGCUUGGCAAGUUCAAGACAAUAGUGUACCUGUCCAUCGUUUAUGCAGUGGGUCAGAUCAUCAUGGCAGUAAGUGCCAUCCAUGACAUCACUGACACAAACAGGGACGGAACACCUGACAACUUGACCUUCCACAUAUCUCUGGCCAUGGUGGGCUUACUGCUCAUCGCUCUGGGAACAGGAGGCAUCAAACCGUGCGUAGCUGCUUUUGGUGGGGACCAGUUUCAAGAUCACCAGGAGAAGCAGAGAAGCACCUUCUUCUCCAUCUUCUACCUGUCGAUUAAUGCCGGAAGUUUGCUGUCCACCAUCAUCACGCCCAUCCUCAGAGCUCAGGAGUGCGGUAUUCACAGCCAGCAGAAGUGCUACCCGCUGGCCUUUGGUGUCCCCGCUGCUCUCAUGGUGGUUGCAUUGCUUGUGUUCAUUUUUGGGAGCAGAAUGUACAUUAAAAACGACCCUCAAGGCAACAUCUUAGUCAAAGUCUGCAGGUGCAUCGGGUGCGCUAUCAAGAACCGCUUUAGGAACCGUGGUGAGAAGAAACCUCACUGGAUGGACUGGGCCGAGGAAAAAUAUGACAAACUUCUGAUUGCCCAGGUGAAGAUGGUAUUGAAGGUGCUGUUCCUCUACAUCCCUCUGCCCAUGUUCUGGGCCCUCUUUGACCAGCAGGGCUCAAGAUGGACACUCCAGGCCACCAACAUGAAUGGAAACUUUGGAUUUAUGACCAUCUAUCCUGAUCAAAUGCAGACUGUCAACCCCAUUUUGAUUCUGAUUUUGGUGCCGAUCAUGGAUGCUCUAGUGUAUCCGCUGAUUACAAAGUGCAAACUAAACUUCACUCCGCUGAAGAGGAUGACGGUAGGGAUGUUUCUGGCUGCUCUCGCUUUCGUCGCUGCUGCCCUGGUCCAGAUCCAGAUUGAUAAAACCUUGCCAACUUUCCCAUCAAGCAAACAAAGCCAAGUGAAGUUCAUCAACAUGGACAAUCAAACAAUGGACAUCACUGCUGGAACUAAUUCUUUACGUCUGGCUCCUUUCGAGACUAGUCAGGAUUACUUGACUUUUGAUACCCAAUUUGAAGUCAAGCUGGGGUCUAAUUCCUCCUAUGUAGGGCCUAUUCCAAAUGGUACUAGGUAUACCGCAGUCAUCGUUAAGGAGGGGCCCCUACCCAAGCCUAUAUGGUCUGAUGACCUUAAGACAAAACCGGAACAAGGUGCUAAUGCUAUAAGGUUUUUUAACGGUUUCAGCUCAGGGUUGAAUAUAACAAUGGGCAGUUUGGACUACGGCCACGUCAUCAUCAACAACAUGUCAGAAUACAAACUCGUAUCCAAUGGAAAUGCACAGUUUAUUAUCCAGAACAUGACGGGAGGGCAAUGUACGCUUCCCCAAAGCUUUGGCUUCGGCAGCUCCUACACCUUACUGAUCCCAUCAACUUUCACAUUUGGACAAGAUUGCCACUCGAGCAUCAUAUCAGUGAUGGAUAUUGGGGCUAACACCUUCCACAUGGCCUGGCAGAUUCCUCAGUAUUUCCUCAUCACUGCAGGAGAGGUGGUCUUCUCCGUUACUGGCCUGGAGUUCUCCUACUCGCAGGCACCCAGCAACAUGAAGUCUGUACUGCAGGCCGGUUGGCUGCUAACGGUCGCUGUCGGUAACAUAAUUGUGCUUAUCGUCUCCGAGGCUGCAACACUCCCUGAUCAGUGGGCCGAGUACAUCCUCUUUGCAUCUCUGCUGGUAGUCGUGUGCAUCAUCUUCGCUGUCCAGGCCUACUUCUACACCUACACUGACCCGAUCAAAAUUGAAGCUCAAUUUGCCCAGAAGGAGCCAGAAGAGAAGGAAAAGAAGCAAACUCUGGACACGGUGAAGGAAAAUCUGUAUGAAAACAGUAUUGAUUCGGACUCCAGCUCUGACGAGGAAGAAAGGCAGACCAAGAUCUAGAGAAGACACUUUUCUCUGACUUUCACAAACGCUGCUUGAUUUUAUGUUUCAUGAGUGACACAGCCUGUGACAUUUAGUACUUUGAUCACCUUAAGUUUUUUUUUUUUUAAAUUAUUGAGAAUGAGAUCAAAGUAAAACAUCAUGAGUCGGACACAAAAAUCAGGCUUGGAUGAUUCAGCUCUUGGCAGAUGGUGUUAUGGGG